Cuscuta campestris is the source of this 4276-nucleotide messenger RNA. NCBI's taxonomy places the organism in Eukaryota, Viridiplantae, Streptophyta, Magnoliopsida, Solanales, Convolvulaceae. The record is from the annotation of a GenBank genome assembly.
UCUGCAACCCGAGUAUAUUGCCGAAGAAAAAGCCAGCGCAGUUUGUUUAGAGUUGAGUACUGGCUGUUGACGCCUUGACGGCGGCUGUCCGGCCAAAUCCACCGCCGAUCGAUAAGAGCAGUUGCAUUUGUACCGGACUUUUGCGUCUUGCUUGUUUCAACUCCGGAGAGUCUCGUUCCCACCGUUGAAAUGGCAUCAUCUCUUUGUUCGAGGUAGCACCCGGAUGCCACUUUAGAGCAGCGAACUCUCUGUUCAUCUAUCUCUUAUUCGUAUUCGCCGGAUUGUUACGGUGAAAAUAGCUCGAUGAUGCUUUCAUUUUACCGCUACGGUUAAUCUAUCGGAUUCGGCACUGCAGGGAUUGGAGAUCCGUACGUUGAAUCUGAAACCAUGGUUCAGCUCUUUGUCUGCUUAUCGCGUUGACAGGAUCUGGAUAUUGAAUUGGGGGUCCUCAGAAAUGGCGUCAAAACCAUUCAACCAAAGUAGAUCGUCACUCUCAAUAUCCUCAGAUGUGCAAGAUUCACAAAAUGGCAAGCCUCCAUUGCCCCCAACAGUGACCUUUGAUCGAAGGACCUCCUCUGGGCGAUAUGUAAACUAUUCUAGGGAUGAUCUUGAUAGUGAGCUCGGGAGUGUUGAAUAUAUGAACUAUAUGGUACAUAUACCACCCACCCCCGACAACCAGCCUAUGGACACCAUUUCCCAGAAGGUUGAGGAGCAGUAUGUAUCAAAUUCUCUUUUUACAGGAGGGUUUAACACUGCCACACGAGCACAUCUGAUGGAUAAGGUGAUUGAGUCGGAGUCGAACCACCCCCAGAUGGCUGGCGCAAAAGGAUCCUCUUGUUCCAUACCUGGAUGUGACUCUAAAGUUAUGAGCGAUGAAAGGGGAAAUGAUAUUCUUCCUUGUGAAUGUGAUUUCAAAAUAUGUAGGGAUUGUUACCUGGAUGCUGUUAAAACUGGGGAUGGAAUGUGCCCUGGCUGUAAGGAGUCAUAUAAGACCACUGACUUGGAAGAAGUAGUAGAAAGCAGAAGGCCACUUCAGCUCCCUGCACCUACACCUGCUGGUGGGAUGUCAAGAAUGGAGAGAAGAUUGUCCUUGAUGAAAUCAACAAAGUCGGUGCUAAUGAGGAGCCAAACUGCAGAGUUUGAUCAAAACAGAUGGCUUUUUGAGACGAGGGGCACAUAUGGCUAUGGAAAUGCUAUAUGGCCGAAGGAAGCAGGGCAUGCAAAUGGGAAAGAUGAUUAUAUUGCCGAACCAUCUGAGUUAAUGAAUAAACCGUGGAGGCCUCUCACCCGCAAAUUGAAAAUUCCUGCUGCUAUCAUCAGCCCAUAUAGGCUUUUAAUUUUUGUUCGGAUGGUUGUUCUUGGGCUUUUCUUGACAUGGAGGGUCAAACAUCCUAACAAUGAUGCUGUUUGGCUAUGGGGAAUGUCAGUGGUUUGUGAAAUAUGGUUUGCUUUCUCUUGGAUUCUUGAUAUACUACCCAAGCUUUGCCCUGUUAAUCGUGCUACUGACCUUAAUGUCUUAAAGGACAAGUUUGAAUUGCCUACACCUAACAACCCUACUGGAAAAUCUGAUCUUCCUGGUGUAGACAUCUUCGUCUCUACUGCAGAUCCAGAAAAGGAACCCCCUCUUGUUACUGCAAACACUAUAUUGUCCAUUUUGGCUGCUGAUUACCCUGUAGAAAAGCUUGCCUGCUAUGUUUCUGAUGAUGGAGGGGCACUUUUGACUUUUGAAGCCAUGGCAGAGGCUGCAAGUUUUGCUAACAUAUGGGUGCCAUUUUGCCGUAAACAUAACAUUGAACCCAGGAACCCAGAAAGUUAUUUCAAUUUGAAAAAAGACCCAUACAAAAACAAGGUGAAGGCUGAUUUUGUAAAGGACCGGAGAAGGGCAAAGCGUGAAUAUGAUGAAUUUAAGGUCCGCAUCAAUAGCUUGCCAGACUCUAUCAGACGUAGAUCUGAUGCUUAUCAUGCCAGGGAGGAGAUUAGAUCCAUGAAACAACGCAGACAGAAUGCUGAAGAUGAGCCUAUGGAGGUUGUAAAGAUUCCAAAAGCUACAUGGAUGGCAGAUGGAACUCAUUGGCCUGGGACAUGGAUAAAUUCUGCACCCGAGCAAUCCAGAGGUGAUCAUGCUGGAAUAAUACAGGUGAUGUUAAAACCUCCAAGUGAUGACCCAUUGCACGGCACAAAAGAUGAUAAUGUGAUUGACCUUACAAAUGUUGAUAUCCGUCUCCCCAUGCUUGUUUACGUGUCUCGUGAAAAGCGGCCAGGGUAUGACCACAACAAGAAAGCAGGAGCCAUGAAUGCGCUGGUUCGAGCUUCUGCAAUCAUGUCUAAUGGACCCUUCAUUCUUAACCUAGAUUGUGACCACUACAUUUACAACUCCCAGGCUUUGAGGGAAGGAAUGUGUUUCAUGAUGGACAGAGGUGGUGACCGCCUUUGCUAUGUCCAGUUUCCUCAGAGAUUUGAGGGUAUCGAUCCAUCGGAUCGAUAUGCCAAUCGCAACACCGUCUUUUUUGACGGGAACAUGCGGGCCCUUGAUGGUCUGCAGGGGCCUGUCUACGUGGGCACUGGGUGCCUCUUUAGGCGGAUGGCACUUUAUGGAUUUGACCCGCCCAGGUCCAAAGAGCACCACCCUGGUCUCUGUAGUUGCUGUUGUUUUUGGCGAAGCAGCAAAAAGAAUGCCAAACUUUCCAACUCAGAAGAGCAUCGAGCCCUCCGACGCACAGGUGAUUCUGACGAUGAAGAAAUCAGUCUCUCAUUGGCUCCCAGAUCUUUUGGAAACUCGGCUGUGCUUAUUGAUUCGAUUCCGGUUGCAGAGUUUCAAGGCCGUCCAUUAGCAGAUCAUCCGUCCGUUAAGAACGGAAGACCGCCAGGUGCUUUGACCAUUCCUCGAGACCUUCUAGAUGCUACUACUGUUGCUGAAGCAAUCAGUGUUGUCUCCUGCUGGUACGAGGAGAAGACCGAUUGGGGCCGGCGUGUCGGAUGGAUUUAUGGUUCGGUUACCGAAGACGUUGUCACGGGAUAUAGGAUGCACAAUAGGGGGUGGAAGUCGGUUUAUUGUGUGACGAAACGAGAUGCUUUCCGUGGGACGGCCCCUAUAAAUCUUACCGAUAGGCUCCACCAGGUCCUUCGCUGGGCCACUGGUUCUGUUGAAAUAUUCUUUUCUAGGAACAAUGCCCUUCUGGCCAGCUCAAAAAUGAAGCUCUUACAGAGAAUAGCAUACCUCAAUGUUGGAAUCUACCCCUUCACAUCCAUAUUCUUAAUUGUGUAUUGCUUUCUUCCUGCACUUUCCCUUUUCUCAGGCCAAUUCAUCGUUCAAACCCUAAACGUGACAUUCCUCACUUACCUCCUAACCAUCACCGUCACACUCUGUAUACUCGCGGUGCUUGAGGUCAAGUGGUCCGGCAUUGAGCUGGAGGAGUGGUGGAGAAAUGAGCAGUUUUGGUUGAUUGGAGGGACGAGUGCCCACUUGGCAGCUGUUCUUCAGGGCCUCCUCAAAGUCAUCGCGGGGAUUGAGAUUUCAUUCACUUUGACAUCAAAAUCAGGCGGUGACGACGAAGACGACGAGUUUAGUGAUCUAUACAUAGUUAAGUGGUCAUCACUUAUGAUACCCCCCAUCACCAUCAUGAUGGUCAACUUAAUAGCCAUAGCCGUUGGGUUCAGCCGGACCAUAUACAGUGUCAUACCUCAAUGGAGCCGCUUGAUUGGAGGCGUUUUCUUUAGUUUUUGGGUUUUGGCGCAUCUUUAUCCUUUUGCUAAAGGGCUUAUGGGCAGAAGAGGCCGGACCCCAACCAUUGUGUUCGUGUGGUCGGGACUUAUAGCUAUCAUUAUAUCCCUUCUCUGGGUUGCAAUUAAUCCUCCGGACAACACAAACCAAAUCGGUGGCUCCUUCCAAUUCCCAUGAUCAUCAAACUCAAGCCGAUCGGCGUGUAAAACCAAACGGAACCAAACACUAACGGUUCGGUUCGAUUUUUUUACAUUCGGUCUCGGUUUUUUUGGUUCGGUUUUUUUUCUAGCUCGUUUCGAUCGAUUUCGGUUCGGUUUGCGGUUUUCGGUUUUCCCAACCCAGCCCUACCGGGUAUGUCUUGUCUUGUCUCCUUGGUACCUACCAUAUAGAGAAGUAUAGCUUGCAAGUCUAGUCGGUUAACAAGAUGGGCAGGCUACUUAAGUGAGUUUAAAAGGCAGAUGUUCUGUUCUUCUUGGCUCAUGUUGGGGAGGAAUUUAAAAUUUGUUCAUAAUUUGUCUGCAAAUGAUUUUCUUAUUGCAAGCAAGAACUGAGUUA